Messenger RNA from Anguilla anguilla (European eel), 8246 nucleotides. It is a transcript of the gene atg2a, whose product is annotated as autophagy related 2A. Gene Ontology annotation, cellular component: phagophore assembly site; extrinsic component of membrane. The transcript has 42 exons. Gene Ontology annotation, molecular function: phosphatidylinositol-3-phosphate binding. Bases 369 to 6374 code for a protein of 2001 amino acids. The record is from RefSeq and is a predicted model, not a curated record. NCBI's taxonomy places the organism in Eukaryota, Metazoa, Chordata, Actinopteri, Anguilliformes, Anguillidae. Gene Ontology annotation, biological process: reticulophagy; autophagosome assembly; autophagy of mitochondrion.
UGUUCCCUGAGUUCGCGUAUGAAAACAAUAAACAACUCGAGAACGAGAGCGGAACGGUUGAAGACCUGUCGCUUGGUUUCGACAAAAAAUAUAUUAAAUAAACGAACCGAAGCGAACAAAGAAUAGAAGACAUCGUCAUUUUAGGCGGACUUGGACCUGUUCUGUCCCUGACACGAAACCUUUCCGAAUUUAUGUCAAGCUGGGAGAGUUGACCGUUUUUACCCCCUUCCGUAGCCCCCUCUUUCCCCUUCCCUUUGCUCGUUCUUCACUUGCACACGGUUGUUUGUUAUGCGGUUACCGGAGAAUCGCUCCAUUUUUCGUCUUCCUCCGCCACCUAUUUACUCCCUUACCCCCAUCUCUCUGGCCCCAUGUCCCGCUGGCUCUUCCCUUGGUCCGGCUCAAUCAAGAAGCGGGCCUGUCGGUACCUUCUACAACACUACCUCGGCCACUUCCUCCAGGAACGACUGAGUUUGGAACAACUGAGUUUAGACUUGUACAACGGCAGCGGGGUCAUCCGAGACAUUAAACUCGAUGUCUGGUCAGUGAAUGAGCUUCUGGAGUCAGUUGGGGCUCCUCUGGAGAUAGUGGAUGGCUUUGUAAGCAGCAUCGCAGUGACCAUCCCCUGGGCGGCUCUCGUCAAUGACCACUGCACCCUCGUUGUCACCGGCCUACAGCUGACAUGCAGGCCAAAGUACAGGACCAGUGGGAGCUGGGACUCUCAGGGCCUAGCCUCAUGUAUGACCUCCAGCAUGCAGCUGGCCCAGGAAUGCCUGAAGGACCCCCCUGAGGCAUCUGAGGAGCCGCCUGCUCCUCUGGAGGGGUUGGAAAUGUUUGCACAAACCAUAGAGACUGUGCUGCGUCGAAUCAAAGUUACCUUCCUGGACAUCAUUGUCCGAAUUGAACACCAGCCCCUGGAUUCUGAUACCGGCAUUGCCUUGGAGGUGCACAUUAAACGGCUGGAUUACUGUGACGAGGCGGUCAGAGACUCCAGCCAGACAGUGCCUGUGGACAUUCACCAGCCCCCCGCCUUCCUGCACAAGAUCCUCCAGCUCACCGCUGUCCAGCUGCUAUACGAGAGCACAGGAAGUCCUCAGGAUGGCCCCAGCAGCGAGAGCGAGGGGUCCCCCCCUGCGGACGCCCCCGCGGCCCCCAGGCCUCCGCAGCACCCCCCGCUGAUCGGGAGCUGCUCGGGCUUCAUGGAGACCACUGUGAAGAUCAAGCAGAACGAGGCGCUGCCCGGGCCCAAGUUGGAGCUUGAUGGGAAGGUUGGCUGUCUCCACCUGCUGCUCUCUCCAGACCAGAUCACUCACCUUAUGGACCUGCUGUCAGCGCUCUGCAUCGACACGGAGCCGAGUGGUGGGGAGCGGGGCCACAGUCGGCCCCUGGGCUCAGAGGACCUGCGGCUGAUCGAGGAGGACCUGAGCAAGCAGCUGAGCUCCGACCUCACCGACAGGGACGAGGAGAGGGAGGGAGAGGAGGAGCCGGAGGAGGACCUCUUCCUGAGCGGCCUGGAGAACGGAGAGAUGUUCUACUCCAUGGGUGCGGGGAUGAGCAGCAGUAUGAUGUCGGGGCGCUCGGGCAGUGAGCUGUCAGACAGCGACAUGGAGUCAUCUGGGCACAGCCUGCACAGCCUGGGCCCUGGGUUAAUGAUGAACUGUCCCAGACGCUACCCUGUACCAGGAUCCCUUUCCAGUCUUCCUCAGAGCACCAGGACCCCAGGUCGCUCUUCACAGCGCGCCCAAUCGGAUCCCCUCAAGCCCGACGCCUUUCUCCGCCUCUCCCUGGGCGGGGUCACCCUGACGCUGCUGGAGCAGGAGCCCGCCGCCGGUCCCCCCGGGUCGCCGGGCCCCCCCGGGGCGCCCCCCCUGGCCGAGGUGUCGCGCGUGUUUUUCCGGGAGCUGGCCUACUUCAAGGACAGCAUGUUCAGCGGCAGGGACUUGGCGCAGCUGAGGGAGGGCUUCGCCAAGGCCUGCCCGCACUCCAACCUCAGACUGACAGGUGCUGCGGUCCAGGUGUCGUAUGAGAUAAAGAGCGGAGGGCGCCGUGCGCGGGAGGUGACCUCUGACCUCUCCUUCAGCCAGCUGGAGCUGCUCGAGUGCCUGUGGGGGUCAGGGACACCCCAGUACACUGAGUUGCUGCAUUUUCAGAAUGCUGGCUCUUUCACUCUGGGAUCUGCAGUCCGGCCCUGUGCUCAGCUGCAUUACAGCCUGACUGAGAGACAUCAUCGCAAGAGCAGUGCUAAGCAGCGCGUGAUGCGCAGGGACAGUGCCGUGCGGGUGGAGCUGGGGGAGCUGAGCACAGAGGUGGACCUGGACGUGCUGAACAGACUGGACCUGCUGACGCAAGCCCUGAGCCACGGAACGCCUCCCAACGAGGGCCACGCCCACUCACAGACACAGUACUGCGAGCUCCGCUCCUCCCUCGCGGUGCUCUCCCCUCACGUGGUUCUGAAGCUCCGCUUCCCCAUCCCGGACCUCCGCCCCCCGCCCCAGCGCCGGCCCCCCGGGCUGCGGGCCAUCCGAAACGAGACGCUGAGCCUGGAGCUGUCCCACCUGGAGCUCCGCUCGCAGCACGGGCCCGACCCCCAGCUCGAGGGGGCAGGGGACCCCCACAUGACCCAGCUCUUUGAGGCUUGCUUCAGUAAUCUCCAAGGAGUCUAUGAGGGCUGGGAGGGGGGGUCUUUCCCCUGUAUACGAAUCCUGAAGAAUCCAGACUCCCACCGUCCAGACAGCAUGCCCAGGAUCUCCGUGCGGGUCAGCGAUGGCGGUGGUGCCGGCGGCGACCGCAGGGCGGGGCCCAGGCUGGGUUUGGACAGGGACCUGGGCUCCAUGUCCCUGGAGAGCCCCUGUGAGCUGAGGGAGCGGGAGAGCUCCCCCUUCUCCUCCAACCGCACCAUGUUCGAGACCGAGGAGAUGGUGAUCCCAGCUGAUCCUCUGGAGAUGAAGGAGUUUCAGGCUCAAUGUGUGUCUCAGUGCCAGUGUGUGGUGGACAUCGUUCUGCCCCUGGCUGUCAUACUACUGCCCAGCAAGGAAGCCUACCAGAGUGUGUACAACAGGAUCAAUAAUGACCUCCUGAUGUGGGAGCCCCAGCCCGCGGCCCCCGCCGGCUCCAAGGGGCCCCACAGCCCCCCUCGCCGCCCGCCCUGGUCCCAGGACGAUGACUUUCGGCUCUGCAAGUCAGCCUUCAGAUUGGACUCUGACUCGGAGGAGGAGGAGCCCUAUCACACAGCCGACGAAUCAGCAAAGCAGCGUGGAGGGGAGCCCCGCCCAGGACUCACCCAGAGUCUCCUGUCUUUGACCAUCCAUGUGGGCAAGGGCCGUCUCCAGGCCAUGACUGACAGCAAGGGGGAGACAGGGCGGAAGGUGGAGAACUGUCAUGGAGAAAUAGUACUGGACGUAGAAGGAGGGAAGAUUUUCAGUGUGACACAGUAUCAGGGUAACCCCAACCUCAACUUCCUGUGUCUGGAGAGCAAGAAAGUGGAGCUUUACCACAGAGCGGCUGUUCCAGACUCUCCCAUCCCGACCCAGUUGGAGGUGCCCAGCUUUACUCCACCCGAACACCUGGACCCUACCAUUUAUCCCACAGAGGUGGGGGUGAGCAGUGUCGGAGGUCGGGAGGAUGGUGCUCAAAUGCUCUCAACUGCCAUCAAAAUAACACUGGACCUCCAGAAGAAUGUGAAGGAGUUCCUGGUUGCUCUUCGUCUCCAGGGUGCCACCUUGCGGCAUCAUAUGGCAUUAACCAAUCAUAGCUGGCAUGAACAGCUGGUGGAUUUUCUGGAUGUGAUCGAUGACCCCAUCCUUGGCUACACGGCCCCUGUGGUUAUCACUGUCCUGCACACACACCUGGCGAGCUGCGCAGUCGACUACAGGCCCCUCUAUCUCCCUUUGCGAGUGCUCUUCACGGCAGAGUCCUUCUCUCUCUCCAGCAACAUAAUCGUGGACACCGCAACCUUCCACCUCAGGUUCAUCCUGGACGACUCUGCGCUGUACCUGUCCGAUAAGUGUGAGAGCGACGUGGUGGACCUGCGACGAGAUUAUGUGUGUGUGGUGGACAUUGAUUUGCUGGAGCUGGCCAUCACCACCUGGAAAGGCAGUGACUCAGGAAAACUGACCCAGCCCCUGUUUGAGCUGCGUUGCUCCAAUAAUGUGGUCCACCUGCACACCUGCGCAGACUCCUGCGCUGCUCUGCUCAACCUGCUGCAGUACCUGGUUGCCCGGGGCGACCUGCACCCGCCCCCUAGGCAGAGCUCUCCCACCGAGAUUGCAGGGCAGAAGCUACCGCUGUCGGAAAGUCCCGCCUCCCUCCCACCUUGCCUUCCUGCCGAGACGGCAGAGAUCAACCAAUACGACCUUACGGACGCCCUGAUUGACACGGAGCGGAUCCAGCGGGACGAGGACGUGGACUCGGGCUGUCCAACGUCAGUCCAGCGCGCCUCGCCCGUCUCAGUCUACCUGUUCCCCGGAGAGGCCCCCAAGCUCCGCCCCCCAGAGGAAGGGGAGGAGCCUGAGCUGGACAGGCUGGUUUCGGCAGCUCAGGAGGCACAGCCGGACCUGGGGUCUGAAGAGGAGUCGGAGGGGUCCACCGACAACGACGACUUCUGUAUCCUGGAAGCUCCUGGGAUAGGCAUCCCUCCCAAAGACGGGGAGCCCGUGGUGACUGUGCUGUGUCCCGGGCCCAUCCUGGUCAGGGAUGGGUACUUCUCCCGCCCGCGGGGCAGUUCGGACCUGCUGCGCGCCCCGUCCCGCUUCCCUGUGCCCCAGAGCCGGGUCGUCCUCCGGGAGGUGUCCGUGGUGUGGCACCUCUACGGGGGCAAGGACUUUGGGGGCAGGCCUGUCUCCGGCCAUGGCCAGCACAGCCACAGGGGCCGCUCUGCUCCUCCAGGGGCCCGUGGCUCCCCUUCCCGCUCGGCGGCUCCUCCCCGACCCCAGAACUCCUGGCGCUGGGCGGGAGGGAGCGGCCGGCAGCACAGCCUGCUCAUGGAGAUCCAGCUGACUAAGGUCAGUUUCCAGCACGAGUCAUACCCGCUGUCGGUGUCCACGGCGGCGGCGGGGCAGGACGCGGAGGCGGGCGGGGUCGGGGAGCAGCCGCUCUUCCGCCAGGUGUUCAUCGUGCAGGAGCUGGAGGUGCGGGACAGGCUGGCCUCCUCCCAGAUCAACAAGUUCCUGUACCUGUACACCAGUGAGAGCAUGCCGCGGCGGGCCCACUCCAACAUGCUGACAGUGAAGGCUCUGCAGGUGUGUCCUGAGUCAGGCCUGGGGGGUCCAGAGUGCUGCCUGAGAGUCAGUCUUCUGCCGCUGAGACUCAACAUCGACCAGGAUGCCCUUUUCUUCCUCAAAGACUUUUUCAGCAGCCUGGCCGGUGGUGUCACCCCAUACCUGCCUGUCGACCCGGCAAGCGAAGUGAAAGCUGAUAUUUCCCAGAAGCCCUCUGGGGAGGUGGAGCCUGGGGCCAGUUUAGGGCCUGACCUCAGCGCUUCCAUGGAAACCACUGUCAGUGAACAGAGCUCCUCCUCUGCUGGCUCCUCCUCUUCCACCGAUCAGCCAAUUUACUUCAGGGAGUUUCGCUUCACCUCUGAAGUACCCAUCUGGCUGGAUUAUCAAGGCAAGCAUGUCGUCAUUGAACAGGGCACCUUUGCAGGGAUCCUGAUUGGUCUGGCUCAGCUCAACUGCUCCGAGCUCAAACUGAAGAGGCUGUGCUGCCGACACGGAUUGUUGGGCGUGGACAAGGUCAUUCAGUACGCCAUCAACGAGUGGCUGACUGACAUCCGCAAGAACCAGCUGCCGGGAAUUCUGGGAGGAGUGGGCCCCAUGCACUCUGUGGUGCAGCUCUUCCACGGCGUGAGGGACCUGUUCUGGAUGCCCAUCGAGCAGUACAGGCGAGACGGGCGCAUUAUCCGCGGCCUCCAGCGGGGGGCGGCGUCCUUCGGCACGUCCACGGCCUCCGCCGCCCUAGAGCUCAGCAACAGGCUGGUUCAGGCCAUACAGGCCACGGCGGAGACCGUGUACGACAUCCUGUCUCCGACGCCCCCCCUGACGCGCUGCGUCACCGAGGGCCGCCCCGCCUCCCGCCCGCGCCGCGCCCCCCAGCCUGCCGACCUCAGGGAGGGCGUGGCCAAGGCCUAUGACACCGUCAGAGAGGGAGUGAUUGACACGGCUCAGACCCUGUGCGACGUGGCGUCCCGCGGGCACGAGCAGAAGGGCCUGCCGGGGGCGGUGGGCGGGGUGCUGCGUCAGAUCCCCCCCACCGUGGUGCGCCCCCUCAUCGUCGCCUCGGAGGCCACCUCCAACCUGCUGGGAGGCAUGCGGAACCAGAUAAAGCCGGACGCCCGGAAGGAGGACUUCUUAAAGUGGCGCACCGAGGACAGCCAGGAGUGAAAGAUUUAGAAGUUGGAGAUGAAUGGGGGGCGGAGAAUGGGCAUGGGGGAUUAGGCGAAGCACACCAGCCCUGAGUUACAAGAGGGUAUGGGAAAGUGUGGGUGGGUACACAGAGUUCAAAUGCAAAAAAAAUAGAAGUUAAAUCCAACUGCCACCGCUCAUGGAAAUGCAGUGUUUUAAGUGGCUUUCAAAAUGUGCCCUCGUUCUCUUCCGCAUCCGACUGUAAGAGAACCCUCCCUUCAUAUAGAUGACAUCAUAUCAUUCUCACAAUGCACACCAAGCGAAGCCAUUUCAGUGAUACCGUUGUUAAAGGGCAACGUGCAGAGCUUGUUCUUAUGUCUCCAUUAGCGAUGAGAUGGUUGAUUAAACUCUUCCUCCCGUUUGCUCUCCCGGGGCAGCAAGCGAACAGUGCCGAGAGAAAGAAAUGACUUUUUGUAAAACCAGGGGCGAGGGGAGGGAGGAAGGAAUUCAGUGUGACGCAGUUAUGGUGGAAGGACUAGAGCGAAGUGGCCUUGCUUUUCGAUGUUAGCCGAGAGUAGGAAAGAUGUUUGUCGGUUUCACACUCACCCCAAUAUGCACCUGUGUACGUGUUGUGUCCUGUGCUGUGUAACCCCGCCUCCGACUUACCGCCGUUUGUGCCAUAAGCUCCUUCAGUAUGUAGGGAACACCUCAGUGCUUACUCACUGCUUCCGUCUUUUCUCUCUCCGCUCCCAUCCCUUCUUCCCUCUUUUCUCUCUCCGCUCCCAUCCCUUCUUCCCUCUUAACGACUUUACAUUUUCCAGCUUUUAAUCCCUGUUCCGUCCCUACAUCCUCUUUACUCGACCUGUAGGAGUCUCUGCAGCAUUGCUGCGGUAUUAACGUGACACAGACACAUCACAGAGAUGGGCUGUGAGCAUGUUGUGUGUCAUCCCUAUAUAAGAUGGCUGCUGGGCCCUUUCACUCCUGCAGUCUGCUGAUCUCUGUCCUUUGUAUACUUCUCUCCAGUACCUGCUUUGCUUUACUUUAUUAGUUGCCUUCAUGCGUUUUUUAAUUGUUUUUUUUUUCUAUCUUGUAAUUAUGAUUACCGAGUAUUAUUAUUAAUGUUUUCUUUUCUCUUUUUUUGCAUUCUUCUGUAUGGGAGUGUGUGUUCUUGGUGGAGGGUGAGGGAGGCGACGGGUUUACAGUUAACAACAUUUUACAUUUUUAUCCUUUGUUAAAUGAGCGUAAAGUGUAAGGGAAAUGUGUGUCGGUGCGUGCGCGUGGGUGAGCAUGCAUGUUUUUAAGGUUAGGUGCGUGUGCAUGUUGUUUGAGUGCGACUGGUUGGUUGAUUGAUUGUGUUUUUGGCGCUUCAGAGUGCGUUUGUGUAAUUACCAUUAUUACUAUAUCAUAUGCUGUAAGAACCAACUGUAUAAUACCUAGACAAUGAGUAAAAAAAAAUAUUAAUACAAAAAAAUAAAACUUGAAAAAAUGUAAAAACCCAUUAUAUGGCGUUGCUAGUUCAUAUUUUAUAUCUACACAUUAUAGCAGCAGAAGAAGACUGAUUUUAAGUUUUUAUUGGAGGGGGGAGUGUUUCUUGGGUCUUGAUUCUGUCCGAUUCUCCACUUGGCUGGCUUGGGGGAAAAAAUGUUAAGGGGGAGUAAAGAGGUGCAAUCAGGUCAUACAACAAAUCCACUGUUAAUCUGCAGUUAAUUGCGGUAAUGUGAGGCUAUAUAAACCCCUUUAUGAGUUCAGUGACUGCCUGAUGUAAAGUAAAGGAGUUGUGCCUCUGAUUACAGUAGCUAAUUACUUGUACAAGUAUUAUAACAAAAACUAAUUUUGUGAUUAUUACAGGCUGACUGAGUGCUAUCGCAGAAGGAAAAUGUAAAAAAAUAAAAAAAUAACUAAGAAACACUA